AUGUCGGAGUCACCAAGGUCCGAAAAGUACAUGUGUCUAUCCCGGUUCAGCACUCCGGGGCCUGAGCUGGACGACCAUCGAUUCCAGCUCGAUUACACGCCUCGCAUUGAAGCCGCUUCUGACGUUGCACUCAGCCCUAAGAAUACACCCCAGCAGGGCCUACCCGAGGUGCCUCCGCGCCCAGACCUCCUUCAAGUUCAAGAUGUAUUCCGAGAAUCUGGCCCCUUUUCUCGGGACUUCGAACAAGCUAUAGUGGACGACGAUCGAUCUGUAAAGGAUGUCAACGUUUUGGGACGUCGGUUCUCAGUCGACCCAACUGGAAAUGCCCGCCAUGCGCGUACCUACAGUCGCAAUCAGGAUAUGGCCAAUAUUUCGCGCGAGUCUUCUCCUUCCGCGAGAUCAUCGUCCCCGCCCAAUUCCGUCGAGGCUUUUGCGGAUCCGCGUCGCCGCGAGAGGGCGAACACAUUGGAAAGCCAUGUCGCCCCCGAUUUGGAGGCUAUUCUUCAGCGUACAGUCUCUGGUGGUACGCAUCCUCGCCGCCCUACCUUUAGCAAUGCUAGCGCCAUCCGAACUCAGGCAGGGACGAUUCAGCUGGAUUCUUCGGAUGAAACCUGCCUACCCCAAUUCGAGGAACCCGGAAGAAUCCCAGUCAUUGACUACGAAGAGUUGGAGGAGUUUGUAGCCUUGAAUCAAAAGGCAAAGCCUCCACCCACCAAGCACGAGCAAAGCUUGAGUUCUCCACCGCGAAUUUUCUACGACCUUCGCCAAGGUGCUCAGAAGUCGGACGAGAAGUCCUCGUCCGGCACGGAAGGCGUUUCUGGAGACUUGACAACCUCUCUGACCAACGAGAAAUCCUACGCGGAGACCGUGCACGAGGCGGAGAUGCUCAAUAAGCUGAGGAACGAGAAUGAGCCCACCCGGUUCGGUUUUUUCUCUUCUGAAUCGCAGAGCACUGUGCAUGCCGCAGAACUGGGUGAUCUUGUCCUGCCCGGAGAUACAUUCAGAGAUCUUUUCCAACUGGGGCCAGAUGGUGGUGUCUGGUGGUUGGAUGUCCUCAAUCCCACCGAGGCGGAAGUUGGAGCCAUUUCAAGAGCUUUCUCUAUCCAUCCUCUCACAACGGAAGAUAUCUUAACCCAGGAAUCCCGCGAGAAAGUGGAGCUGUUCAAGCAGUACUACUUUGUCUGUUUCCGGACGUUUUACCAAGUUGAUAAGACGAGCGAGCAAUUCAUGGAACCCGUCAACUUUUAUAUGGUUGUCUUCCGUGAUGGGGUGCUGACGUUCUCCUUCACCGAUAACCCUCAUGCGGCCAAUGUUCGACGAAGAAUUGGAAAGCUUCGUGACUAUGUUUCCUUGAGUAGCGACUGGAUUUGUUACGCCAUGAUUGAUGACAUCGUGGAUAGCUUCGGCCCUGUUAUUCGAGACAUUGAGGUUGAGUCCGAAGCCAUUGAAGACCUCGUGUUCAUUGCGCGCAUGGAGGACUUUGAGUCAUUCCUGCCUCGGAUUGGCCACCUCCGUAAGAAAGUCAUGGGGUUGAUGCGCCUUUUGGGCGGUAAAGCCGAUGUUAUUCGCGGAUUUUCGAAGCGCUGCAAUGAGCAAUACUCAGUCACUCCCCGUGGCGACAUCGGUCUGUAUCUUGGUGACAUUCAGGAUCACGUUGUGACCAUGAUGUCCAAUUUGGCGCACUUUGAGAAGAUGCUUAGCCGGUCCCACACCAAUUAUCUCGCGCAACUGAACGUGACUAACUUGGUGUUGGGGAACCAUGUCAACAAUGUCUUGAGCAAGGUGACGCUCAUUGCAACGAUGUUGGUCCCCAUGAAUCUCAUCUGCGGUUUGUUCGGAAUGAACGUGCAUGUACCAGGGCAAGACGUAGAAGGAUAUGCCUGGUUCUGUGGUAUUAUUGGUGUACUUGCCGCUAUCGUCGUGAUCAAACCCGUUUUCCCUCACGAUUCGGCUGGCCUGCGCCGUGAGAGGAUCUCGAUUUCACCCACCCUUUACCUACCUGAUAUCUGGUCUCCGACGGCCCUGCGCCUGAUCGGAGCGUUUGGAUAUCCCAUGCGAUCGAACCCUUCGCGAUUACAGUACCGCCUCGGUGCGACAGCUGGCCUGGCCCUCCUUUUUUCCAUUUUCCUCUCCUUUGCCCCUCUUGCUCUAGCUACCGAUGCCUCCGAUCCCCCGUCUUACCCUUCUCGGAACCAUGGCAACCUCAUAGCUAGUGACGGCAACCCCCCGGAAUACUCUCUUCUGCUUGGAUCUUUCAAUGGCCUCGUAAUUGAAAAUGAGGUGGACGAAGCGGGACAAGCGCGGGGACUAGAGCUUGUCCGUCGGGCGCCUGAGGGUGUAUCCUCUUUAGGGAACAAUCAAUUCCAAACGAGAGAUAUCAAGCUGGGUGACACGCAGUGGUGGUAUUUCCCCGUUGAAAAUCAGAAUUCGAGUGAGAGCAGCAACUCCACAAAACGGGCGUCGUCUACAACCGUCUACCUCUCCCUGACGAUUUGCUCGAAACCGGGUCUCAAUACGACGAAAUCUGAGACUGUACCGGAUUUGCCCCAGUUAGACGUCUAUGUCUCGACAUCGGAGUCUCUUCAGAAGCCGGGGCCCGGCAAGGAUAGCUCUGAGCAGACCAAAUUCCCCACCGAUGAGGGGUAUAUGGGUGGAACAGUCUCUGCGGAUGCCAACGUAUAUAUUGGUGUAGCGGCCCCGGACAGCUCGAGCUAUUCUGGGUAUUAUUCGUAUCAGAUGGCGGCGUCGACUGACGCUUACUUCCAUGCUGUCAAUGAUGACAGCGCUAUGCUGUCGUUUGUGGAUGCGGGCGCGAAUGCUGCGCUUCUCACAACGGUCAGCCCUGCCGAUGAAGGGCUCACUACUGCGCAGCUAAAGCUGUGGCAGAACCACACGGCGGUCUAUACCCUCUUUGUCAACAAUGUCAACUAUACUGCUCUUUCAGGAAUGCGACGGUCAUACUGUGCUCUUGACCAACACUCGCAGGUCGGUAAGACGAACAACGUGGAAGCGAGCAUGACCAACCGCACAACCGAAGACCACGGACUGCAGGAGCAGUUCUACAUCACCGGUCUCAACCGUAGCUCGACGUAUACCGGGAUCAUGGCGAUGACAGGCAAUUCCACCAGUUCGGGGAAUGGGAUUAUCGGCGGAGGAGGUAAAGUCUGGAAGCCAAAGAACUUUACAACCAAAGCAGAUGCCAACUGCGCGGUUAUAUUCGACCUAGACUUCUGCUCUGACGUCGCCUAUGCAGUCCCGUCGAACCCAUCCAAAUCACUUUCCGAUCUCCGCCAAAUCUACGACGACUACGCCAAAAGCCUUUACCAGAACUUUUCCUACUCGCUCCAACAAAUCCAAUGCAACACCUCCAACGAAACCAUCUUCUCCAUGGCCGUCAAUUGCAACGACUGCGCAGCCGCGUACAAAUCCUGGCUGUGCGCCGUAACAAUCCCACAAUGCACGGAUCUCUCCACCUACAACGCCUCCUCCUCCUCCUCCUUGUUUUCUUCCGCCGAUGGCCAAAGCAGCACCACCACCUCAAAUACCAACAGCCCCAACCUCCUCAUCCGCAACGCCGGCCAACGGUUCCUAAACGGCUCCUCCAUCACAAACCAAACCCUCUUGAACAACCAGGCCACAAACACCUCCCGCAACGCCCUAAUCACCACGGAAAUCCAACCGGGGCCCUACGUCGAGAUCCUCCCCUCCGUGGACUACUGCCACAAUCUAGUCAAAGCCUGUCCCAUGACCCUGGGCUUCCAGUGUCCCCGGGGCAAAUGGCUCUCUUCCUCGUAUAGUCCGAGCGCGGCGCCAGGGCGACAUGCGCCUUCUUUCAGGGCCGUGGCGCGGUCGGUUUCGGUGUCUGUUCUUGCGGCCGCGUUGGUGUGGGGGGGUUAA
Aspergillus ochraceoroseus IBT 24754 is the source of this 3897-nucleotide messenger RNA. RefSeq names its product magnesium transporter CorA family protein. Gene Ontology annotation, biological process: magnesium ion transmembrane transport; calcium ion import across plasma membrane; intracellular magnesium ion homeostasis. Gene Ontology annotation, cellular component: plasma membrane. The record is from RefSeq and is a predicted model, not a curated record. Lineage: Eukaryota; Fungi; Ascomycota; Eurotiomycetes; Eurotiales; Aspergillaceae. Gene Ontology annotation, molecular function: magnesium ion transmembrane transporter activity; calcium channel activity. The transcript has 4 exons. Bases 1 to 3897 code for a protein of 1298 amino acids.